CGCUUAAGGCAAUAUUGAUUUUGUUUACAAAUGGAGAUUCGUUCGAACUUUUGAAUCAUAGAUUUUCAGAAAAUUUACACAGAAACGCGGUAAACUAGUUACAGUAUAUGAAUUAUCGGUAAUUAACUCUUUUCAUAAAAAGGAAUGAAUUUUACAUAGGAAACUCAAGUUGAAAAGUAUUUAUUACAAAGAUGGAUGAGGAAGAGGAUGUAAAUUUUACUGAUGAUGAAAUAAGGGAUGAACUAUCCAAGUUAGGUUAUGGAAAUGUCCCACAUCAAAGAUUUGAAGAAUUCAAAACAGACUUGAGAUCCCUGAUAAAACAUGAACGGAGUAAAUUGUCUUCUCAGAACACAAGUAUGUCUUCAUAUAUAGCUGAUACAACAGGGUCUGUUGCAGGUAUUCCAUCCAGAAGAAGGCAUCCAUUAGAAGAAACUCAAGUCUCACAUGAUGGACCUGGUUACUUGGAGUACAGGGGGGCAUCAAAUAUAGGGAAAGAAAACAGAUAUGCUGACAGUCAUAGAAAGCCAUAUGUAACAGAUCCGGCCAGAGGAAACUUUUGUUUGUAUGAUAGUACUACUGAUACAUCACAGUUACAUAUCAGAGAUGAUGUCUCAGAAACUGAUUCAGAAAGAAGACUAGUCAAAAGAAAAGUUCUCAGGAAGAAAAAAGAUGGUUCAAAGGUUAUUGACGAAUCUGUAACAGAAAGUGAAGCAGGUAGUUUAUCAGAUAUCCAUGACAGAUUGAAGGAACUUGGAAUCAAAGAUGAUGGUAGAAGAUGUCAAUCAGCAAGAAGUGAGCCUCCUUACAGACUUGCCCCUGAUGAUCCUAGACCUGCAUCAGUCAUCCUUCGAGCACCAGAUCAUACCAAACAACUGAGAAAGUCAGACCCUGUAGCAAGAUACCAACAAUUCAGACAGUCAUGGUCUCAUCAAAGGGCUCCUGGAGAGAAGAAACAUAACAAUUUACGAUGGAAUGUUAGAGAACAGAUGCUAUCACAAGAUCAAGUCAUAGAAAAGAAGUCUCAGCGAGUAUUUGUUCCUAACAAGUAUGUCGUACCAACAGAUAAACAGAGAAAAUCAUUGCGAUGGAAUAUCAGAAUGGACUUAGCUCAUGGACAAAUGCCACCACAUGGUUUUUAUCAUGAAUGUUAAAGUACAAAUACUGCAUUUCAUUUGUCUUGAAGGAUGAAAUUAAAUCUCUCUUUUUGAGGUGCUUAACAAUAUUAAAGAAUUCAUGAAAAGAAAACACCUGUAGAUUGUGAUAUAUGUGGAUAAAAAAAUGGCUAUGAAAAUGUUACUUCAAGUUUAAAGCAUGUGUAAAAAAACAGGGUGUCUCAUAAAUGUUCUUUAAUAUUUUUACUUUAUUUAUCUUAGUUAUAGAUAAUAUGUUGUUGACUUAAAAUUCUUAGGAAAUAUACAUGUUGAUUUAUGAAGAUAAAAAGGCAUUUAAUCAAGGAAUUAAAAAUGGAUAAAAUAUUUUGUAUCGUUAUAUACAUGUAGAUAUAAUUCAGAUUAUGUUGCAUUGAUUUGCAAAAUCAUGUUCAACUUGUUUUCUCUGUACUGUAAAAAAAAUAUUAUUGUGAAGAUUGAAAUGUGAUGACUAUAUUGUCCCCCGCAAUUAUUUUUAAAAGAGUUAUGUCCCUUGGAAUUAUUUAUUUUUAUGGAAAAUUGCACUGUUAGCGCUCUCAUGUGUAUAAUUCUUGCCAGAAAAUUUUAGGUUUAUAUCAGCAAUGUUUUUUGACACUUUCAAAAAUAAGAACUGAUCAAAUAUUUUACGAGUUAUGCCCCUUGGAGAAAUUAACUAUAAUGGAAGUUGCAUUGCAUUUGCUCUGAAGCCUUCAAUUCUGUAAGAUAUUUAUAAAUUGUUUUAAAGAACAAAAAAAAGUACUUUUAUUAGUUAUAGCCCUUGGAUAGAUAAAAUGUGUGCAAUGCGGGGGACAUUGAAACUCUGUUCUUUCACCAACCUUUAUAUUAUGAGAGGAAUAAAUAAAGAUAUGGGGUAAGCUCAAUCAGAAAGCCAUCCAAUGACACAAAAACGUUAAAAAACAUAAUUUUAGGCACCUUAAUGAAUAUUGCUACAAAAUCAAAAUGAAUUGCUUUAGUUGUUUGAUUGUUGUGUCCUCAGUAAUAUGAUGCAUUUGUCUUAUGAGACAUAAUUUUUGUAUAUAUGGUAAAUCAAUUGUAAUGUAAAUAAUAUUUAUUUAAGAAUAUAUUUUUAUUGUAGAAUGAAAAGAAAAUGUCGAAAAUAUUAAAAUAAUAGAAAUUC
Molecule: messenger RNA, 2265 nt
Organism: Mytilus californianus (California mussel)
Lineage: Eukaryota; Metazoa; Mollusca; Bivalvia; Mytilida; Mytilidae
Product: centriolar and ciliogenesis-associated protein HYSL1-like
Exons: 9
Coding region: 192-1151 (319 amino acids)
Biological process (GO): cilium assembly
Cellular component (GO): non-motile cilium; centriole
Source: RefSeq, a predicted model, not a curated record